Molecule: messenger RNA, 918 nt
Organism: Biomphalaria glabrata
Lineage: Eukaryota; Metazoa; Mollusca; Gastropoda; Planorbidae
Product: piercer of microtubule wall 1 protein-like
Exons: 4
Coding region: 273-581 (102 amino acids)
Biological process (GO): axoneme assembly
Cellular component (GO): axonemal microtubule
Source: RefSeq, a predicted model, not a curated record
GGGAAAUCCCUCAAAUAAUUCAUAUUUUGAUUUAGAUUCUAGACUAGAUUCUCAUUAGAUGUAGUUUAUAUUCUAGAAUCUAGAUAUUAUAUGUGAUCUCUGAAGUCUAGAUCUAGUUAUUAUUUGUAUCUAUCAUCAUCUCGACAUCUCUAUUUUUAUAUCUAGUUAAUCUAGAUCUAAAUCUAGUUGUCUACUCUAAGUCUAGUCUAGUUAAGUUAAGUCCAUUGCUGAUUUCAUUGGAUUUCAGGCAAGCCAAGGAAAAAGUUUGGAAAAUGGAAUCAUCUCAAAAGCAACUUGGUCCUGGCGGUGUUCCCUUGGAUGCUUGCACAUCAGAUUAUUACAGGACCAAAGAUUUACCUUACAGAUUUGAACAUCCAAAUGUAAUGAAAGGAUAUGGUCAGAAACCUCAACAUCCUAUGUACACAACUGAAGCCUCAAAAUAUGGAUCCAAGAUGCCAUCAGUCCACACUAUGCCACUUUGUUUUCAUGCCAAAUCACAAAAAUUUUCAGAUGAACUUGGUAAAUGUGGAAUGCCUCGCAACUUCUCACUGAAUACAUCAAUGGAUAAAAGUAUAAUUUAAUUGAGAAUGAAUAUUUUAUUCUGCAGCUGUGUGCAUUUUCACAUUUUUUGUUUUUGGAGUUAAGAGAGAACACAUUCAUUGUAAAAUUUCUGUAGAAAGCAAUAUGUCAAAUGUAAUUCUAUUUCUUUGUAAAAGUAUCUGAAAUGAACACUACAAAGUUUAUUGUUCACAAUUAUGAAAUGAAAUUAUUCUUGAUUUUUGUUUUAAAAUUGUAGAAAAUUACAAUUACUGGUACACUAAUAUUUUGGAACCUUUGUUUACAUAUUUUGUAUUCUAUUAUCAUUUGAUGACAUCAAAAAUGUCACUGUUGCUUUGUAAAUACAAUAGUGUAAACUUA